ACAUCUAAACAAUGGCUCUUUAUUUUCUAUAUCCUGCCGUAGCAGCUUUGGCGCUCUUUGUCAUUGGAGUCGUCAUUGUUAUGCUGCGCUAUGGGCCACGACUAUGCGGUCUGCGUCAUCAUGCUCUGCCGGAUAAUCACGACAUUCGGGAUAAGUCCUAUGAGCAUGAGAUUAGCUAUGCAUAACAUUUUGUACGCAUUUUUCUUUUGCACCUAAUGCAAUUGCUUUUUAUAUGUUUACCAAACCUUAACUAACGUAGUUUUCUAAGUUUUCAAUUAUCAAUCCCAUACUAACUCUUGACAAGCACAAACAACAGAUACAAAUUGUAAUAGUUUUUGCUAAAAUACUUUCGAAUAUGCAGUACAAAAUUGCCACUAUAUAUUUAGUUAUCGUUCAGCUUUCAUAUCAAUUUAUGACGAAAACCAUUCCGUGCCUUUAACUGUAAGUCGUCCAAGUGUCUUUAAAAAUACAAGAAACACAAUUUAUACAAGUUACAUAGUUAUGCAAACCUUUACAUUUGUAUGUAUUUAUACAUUCAUAUCAUUCCGUCCAAU
This is a messenger RNA of Drosophila busckii, 554 nucleotides long. RefSeq lists its product as uncharacterized. The coding region runs from base 12 to 185 and encodes 57 amino acids. The transcript has a single exon. Lineage: Eukaryota; Metazoa; Arthropoda; Insecta; Diptera; Drosophilidae. The record is from RefSeq and is a predicted model, not a curated record.